AUGCAGUAUCUUCUUUCAUUGCCCGGGAAAAGCGUCAGGACGAAGGUCCUGUUUGGAUUUAAUCAGUGGUUCCAUGUCCCUGCAGAAAAGCUCAUGGUCAUCAAUCGUGUCGUGGAAUUACUCCAUACAGCAUCACUACUAAUUGACGAUGUGCAAGACGAGUCAAAGCUUAGACGUGGUCUACCAGCGGCACAUUGUAUCUUUGGUGUUGCGCAAACAAUAAACGCUGCGAACCAUGCCUAUUUUAUGGCCCAGAAACAUUUAGCGAGGCUUGAUAACCCUGAAACCUUCAGAAUAUUCACUGAAGAACUUCUCAAUCUCCACAGAGGCCAAGGGAUGGAUAUUUACUGGCGUGAUUGCCUUGUAUGUCCAACUGAAGAAGAGUAUCUGGAUAUGGUCUCGGAUAAAACUGGGGGGCUCUUCAGACUAGGGAUACGGCUUAUCCUAGUGGAAAGCAGGAAAGCUAGUGAAAAUAGCUUGACUCUUGUUGACUUGCUUGGGAUUGUGUUCCAGAUAAGGGACGACUAUCAGAACAUAUGGAGCGAUGCCUAUGCAGGCAAGAAGGGAUAUUGCGAGGAUUUGACAGAGGGGAAGUUCUCAUUCCCUAUUAUUCACAGCUUUCUUUCAGAUUCCGAAACCUUGCAACUGAUUCACAUCCUCAAACAGAGGACUGAAGAUGAUACAGUCAAGAAUUUUGCUAAGGAAUAUAUGGAAUCUAGAGGGAGUCACAUUUAUUGCAAGCAUCGAGUAUCUUCUCUCAUGCAACAGGCUAGAGAUUUGGUGAAAGAAAUCGAGACCGAAAUGGGCAAAUCUCCUGGAAUUAACGAGAUUUUGGAUUACUUGGAAUCUUAA
Messenger RNA from Penicillium pulvis, 852 nucleotides. RefSeq names its product FPP/GGPP synthase family protein. Gene Ontology annotation, molecular function: prenyltransferase activity. Bases 1 to 852 code for a protein of 283 amino acids. The record is from RefSeq and is a predicted model, not a curated record. Lineage: Eukaryota; Fungi; Ascomycota; Eurotiomycetes; Eurotiales; Aspergillaceae. Gene Ontology annotation, biological process: isoprenoid biosynthetic process. The transcript has 3 exons.